AAUCCUCAUUCGGUAACAACCCCCGUACGACUCGCGUGGAACGGCAGUCAGAUCAGCAUGAAUGACAUCCUUCUCAAACGACCCCAUGUUCUAAACCAAAUCAGAGGCGUCCCGUUAAGGUUUAGGCUUUGGAAUGGGGGUUUAGUAUCUGGAGUAGAGUUCAGUGUUUGGGUUUAGGCUUCGGAGUAGGGCUUAGAAUUGGACUGAGCGUUUUAGUGUUGGGGAUUAGAGGUAAGGUUUGGAUUUCGUGUGUGUGUGUUCAAGGUUAAGUUAGGCUUUAGAGUUGUGAUGUCAAGAUCAGAUUUGGGGCAUGGAAAUGAAGAUGCCCUGUCAUGAGUUGUGCGACCUCAUUCCACUCCUCCUUGCGGUCUCGGUGUCUCCUGCUGCUCAUGUGGACGUGAAAGUGCUGCCAAAGUCCCACAUGGCUGUGAGAAUGCUACGUGAGCUCACCGCUACGUGUGAAUCCACCACUGAGGACAGGGCUUGUUUUGCUGGUGUCACCAUGCGGACCCCGCCCCGUGCCUGUCCUAUAAAGACCCCUCGGACUCUGCCUCUCAUCGGGGUUUGCAAACUUCCACCCGAGGGGACGUCAGCGUCAGCCGAGGACCACCGCUGCCACACCUCCAAGCAAACCACCCCAAGCAACAAGCAAGAUGGCGCCUUUCGAGAAGUCCAUGGAGAUGAUGCCCUUCAAGCAGAGGAAGUGUUUGGAAACAAGAAAGGAUGAAGUGUGCAGCAUUCGAUCCAAAUUCCCCAACAAGUUACCUGUGAUCGUGGAGCGUUACAUGCGUGAAAAGUCCCUCCCUCUGCUGGACAAGACCAAGUUUUUGGUUCCCUUUGAGCUCACCUUAGGACAGUUCCUGUGCCUGCUCAGGAACAAGAUCGACCUGGAGUCCAGCCAGGCUCUCUUCUUGCUGGUGGCCGAGAAGAGCAUGUCCUGCAUGUCCUCCAGCAUGGGGGAGGUCUACUCUCGCUACAGAGACCCCGACGGCUUUCUCUACAUCACCUACGCCUCACAGGAAAUGUUCGGAGGAAGGCCGCCCUGCUGAGCCGUCAAGCUCAGGAAGUCCGUUUUGGACAUUUUGAAACACCGCCUGUCACUCCACUCGGGUCCUGUCUUUUUUUUUUGGACGGGACGAGAGCUGCCCAAUGACAUGCCAGUGCAUCGCAUCUUAUGGGAGCACAGCAAGGUAAUUCUCCUCGGAAUUCAGGACAACGUGAAGGAAGAACUUGUUUUUAGCGAUCAAACCCACUGAAAUGUCCUCAUUGUGGCGUCAAAGCCGUGCGCACGCUGCUGGGGACACUGGAGCCUCC
Dunckerocampus dactyliophorus (ringed pipefish) is the source of this 1314-nucleotide messenger RNA. RefSeq names its product microtubule-associated protein 1 light chain 3 gamma, like (gene map1lc3cl). Gene Ontology annotation, biological process: cellular response to nitrogen starvation; autophagy of mitochondrion; autophagosome assembly. The coding region runs from base 654 to 1049 and encodes 131 amino acids. NCBI's taxonomy places the organism in Eukaryota, Metazoa, Chordata, Actinopteri, Syngnathiformes, Syngnathidae. The transcript is spliced from 4 exons. Gene Ontology annotation, molecular function: ubiquitin protein ligase binding. The record is from RefSeq and is a predicted model, not a curated record. Gene Ontology annotation, cellular component: autophagosome; cytosol; autophagosome membrane.